AUGGUCGUGCCUCGUAUUUUAUGCACGAUACAUCUGCCCGCAGUGCGACAGUUGUUUCCCCGGCGAUGUGUGCUCGACACAUGUGUCUGCCACGCCUGCCUGGGCAUUGUUCGGCACUGGGGUGAGCGCCUCUGCAGCGUAUAUCACCUCAAUCUUCUAAAGAACCUGUUCAAAGGUGGCUCAGAAGUGUUCAUCUGUUUGAAACUGUUCGGGAUGACGGUUGUUUCAGAGUUCCAUCCAGAGCAGAUUAACAGAGAUGGCGGUUGUGCGUCGAGACGUUUUUUGAAAUUCGCUGUAAGAUCGGCAACUUUGAACCGUCAAAUGACGAACGCAGACUUGAAACAUAGUCAACACUUUCAUACGAAGUUCCUUAGGUUCACAUCGUUCGAAUUCAAUAACAUACCGAUCUAUCGUCUGCCGUAUAUUGAAGACCCGAAAGUGGCUGUACUGUAUUUUCUAAGGGAAAGCACUAAUUUGAUGUUUACGGACUUUUUCGAUUCAAGGUCUAUGUUGAUGCCCGUCAUAAUGUCCUUGCAGUGUUUCGAUGUGCAGCAUCAGGCGUUGCGUGCCGCCACAUUCACUAACCAGUUUUUGAACCAUGAGACCUAUUGUGAAAGUGUAGCAGUUGAAGAAGCGGAGGCAUAUCUUCGUCAAAUAGAAUAUCGGAAAGCCAGAUAUGAACACCAAGAGAAAUUACAAGUUGAGGACGCGGAAGAACCACAAAAGAAGAGAUGUUCGUUGGAUGAUAUAGUAGCCCAUCAGACAACGAACAUCUACUGUACAGGAGACUCUCGAGAAGAAAGCGAGGAGGACGAACUCUUUUUGCUGGAACCAAAGAUCAGAGCUGUCUGGAUUAUGAUCGAAAAAAGCAUCUUGUACGGUGUAGCCAAUAGACAAAUCUAUGAAUUGCUUUCGAAGCUGGAGCAAACGACUGAUCACUUGGAAGCACUGCGAUGGCUUAAGUACGUGGUACAGUUUCUGAACUGGCAAUCGUUCGACCUUGCGCGGUACUUCUGCAUGGUUUGCGGCUUGCUGAUCCGUCUUUGUCUGAAACCCCGAUGUUCUGUCGAUCAAGCCAUUGUUGAAGAUCAUAAGCUGGUCUGUAGGCUUCUGCAUAUAUCUGAUAAUGUUUGUGCUCCGCCAUUUACCGUAACGGCAGUUAAAAAGGUGCAGAGUUUUUACAAGAAGUGUUCGCCACCGAUCUGCACGGCGAUCGUGUGCUCAGUCAGACUGGUUGAGGCGAUGAAUGGUGCUGAGACAACCUUAGACAAAACAGUGUGCGGUCAUCGCGAUUACGGCAUUCUGAGAGACACUUCGUUUUCGGGCAUGCUGAUUUCGGUCGAAGAGCUGCUGCAUAACUGCCGUUAUACGGUAACGCUAAGGUCGGUACAAAUCAUCGAAGCCACGUUGACAGACAAUGCUAAACGCCACGUGCCCGGCUGGCAAUGGAGUCGACUGCUCAGCUCCUCGUACAACUCGCAUCUGGGGAACGGAUUUCACAUGGAGCUGCUCGACCUGCUCUGUUGCGUGGGGAGUCGGCUGUCAGCUCGUUUUAAUAGCGAAUUCUUCGCUCCGUCUCUCGAUCCCAAGGUACAUUCGGCCAACGUACGUCAGGCGGCGUUGAUCGCUCUUCAUCUGCUUUCCGAUCCGAAUCGCCGACGAAACGCUUCGUCUUACAAAGUCUUAUGCUGA
Soboliphyme baturini is the source of this 1692-nucleotide messenger RNA. Lineage: Eukaryota; Metazoa; Nematoda; Enoplea; Dioctophymatida; Soboliphymatidae. The record is from the annotation of a GenBank genome assembly.